Myripristis murdjan (pinecone soldierfish) is the source of this 8205-nucleotide messenger RNA. It is a transcript of the gene dnajc13, whose product is annotated as DnaJ heat shock protein family (Hsp40) member C13. The record is from RefSeq and is a predicted model, not a curated record. The transcript is spliced from 57 exons. The coding region runs from base 182 to 6925 and encodes 2247 amino acids. Gene Ontology annotation, cellular component: endosome membrane. NCBI's taxonomy places the organism in Eukaryota, Metazoa, Chordata, Actinopteri, Holocentriformes, Holocentridae. Gene Ontology annotation, biological process: endosome organization; receptor-mediated endocytosis; regulation of early endosome to late endosome transport.
UUUUGGUAUCAGGAAUAUGGCAGCGUCCUGAGCUCUGCUGGGGAAGACGGCGUUAAUUGAGCAGCUUCAGCAUCGGACCGGGAAUCACUGAGCCACACCGGGCGCACUCGGAGGAGGGUGGGGGCUGAGGGGGCCGGCGACAAAUUACAUGCGUUAGCGAUUUGACAGGUCCUGUGAGAAGAUGAAUGUCGUCAAAGACAACAAAGACUUGGCCUGUUUCUACACCACCAAACACUCCUGGAGGGGAAAGUACAAGCGAGUCUUCUCAGUGGGCACCCAUGGCAUCACCACUUACAACCCAACCACGCUAGAAGUAACAAAUCAGUGGCCUUAUGGAGACAUCUGUGGCAUCGGUCCGGUAGGAAAGGGUCAGGGCACCGAGUUCAACCUCACAUUCCGCAAGGGCAGCGGCAAGAAGUCGGAAACACUCAAGUUCUCCACAGAGCACCGGACAGAGCUACUCACAGAAGCACUGAGAUUCAGAACAGACUUUUCUGAGGGAAAGAUAACCGGCAGGCGCUACAACUGCUACAAGCACCACUGGAGCGACACGAGAAAGCCUGUGAGUUUAGAGGUGACUCCAGGCGGCAUUGACCAGAUAGACCCUCACACAAACCGGGUUGUGUGCUCGUAUGACUACCGCAACAUAGAGGGCUUCGCUGAGGUCUCUGACUACCAGGGGGGCUUCUGCAUCCUCUAUGGCGGCUUCAGCCGGCUGCAUUUGUUUGCCUCAGAGCACCGUGAUGAGAUCAUCCGCAGCGCCAUAGAGCAUGCUGGGAACUUCAUCGGCAUCAUGCUGCGAUUGAGAAAGGAGGCCCUGACCUUCGAGGGCUUUGUGACGGACAGGCUGGGGAAGUACAGUUCAGAUGAAAGCAUCACGUCACUCGCUGAGUUUGUGGUGCAGAAGAUCUCCCCCCGACACCCGGAGCCUGUUAAGCGUAUCCUCGCCCUGACUGAGACAUGUCUAGUGGAGAGAGACCCAGCCUCCUACAACAUAGUCACCAUCAAACCCUUUGGAGAGGUGUUUGCUCUCAUCUGUGACGUAGACAACCCCCAGGUCUUCACAGUAGAAUUCAUCAGAGGCCAGAUCAGAAAGUUCUCCUCCACAGAACGUGAUUCCCUGUUAGCCAGCCUUCUUGAUGGAGUUCGUGCGUCAGGCAACAGGGAUGUCUGUGUCAAGAUGGCCCCCACGCAGAGAGGUCAGAGAUGGGGCUUACUAAGCAUGCCUGUGGACGAGGAAGUGGAGAGUCUGCAUCUCAAAUUUCUCGCAGCACCACCCAAUGGAAACUUUGCCGAUGCAGUGUUCAGAUUCAACGCCAACAUAUCCUACAGUGGAGUGCUACAUGCAGUAACACAAGACGGACUUUUCUCAGAGAACAAAGAGAAGCUGAUCAACAAUGCCAUCCUGGCCCUCCUAUCCCAGGAGGCAGAGCUGCCAGGUCCCAAUGCGGAGCUGGAGAGCCAUUUCCAGGCCAUCCGACGCUUGGUGGCCUCCAAGGCUGGCUUCCAGGCCUUCACCCAGCUGCCAAAGUUCAGGGAGAAGUUAGGAGUGAAGACUGUAAAAGCUUUAAAAAGGAACAACAACGGUGUGACACAUGCUGCUAUCGACAUGCUCUGCGCCCUUAUGUGUCCGAUGCAUGAUGACUAUGACCUAAGGCAGGAGCAGCUGAACAAGGCCUCUCUGCUCUCGUCCAAAAAGUUCCUGGAAAACCUCCUUGAAAAAUUCAUCAGUAACGUGGACCAUGGAACAGGAGCGCUGGUCAUCAGCUCCUUGUUGGACUUCCUGACCUUUGCCCUCUGUGCGCCCUACAGUGAGACCACAGAGGGCCAGCAGUUUGAUAUGCUGCUCGAGAUGGUUGCCUCCAAUGGACGCACCUUGUUCAAACUCUUCCAGCAUCCCUCUAUGGCGAUAGUGAAAGGGGCAGGUCUGGUGAUGAAGGCCAUCAUUGAGGAGGGAGAUAAGGAAAUUGCCACUAAGAUGCAGGAGCUGGCUUUGAGUGAGGGGGCUCUACCAAGGCAUCUCCACACAUCCAUGUUCACCAUCAGCACUGACCAGAGGAUGCUUACCAACAGGCAACUGAGUCGUCACCUGGUGGGACUGUGGACAGCAGAGAACCCCAUUGCUAUGAACCUGCUCAAGAGAAUAUUGCCAACAGGCCUGCUGGCUUACCUAGACAGUCCUGACCCCGUCCCAGAGAAAGAUGUGGACAGAAUGCACAUCCGUGACAACUUGAAGAUUGCCACGGACCAGCUGGGCCGCAACAAGGUGCCUGAGUGGCAGCGGAUAGCAGGCAAAGCAGCCAAAGAGGUGGAGAAGUUUGCCAAGGAGAAGGCAGAUCUUGUGCUGAUGCACUGGAGAGAUAAGAUGGGCAUUGCCCAGAAGGAGCAGGACAGAAAUAACCUGAACCCCAACCAAAAGCCUGUCAUCCUGAGAAAAAGAAGGCAAAGAAUCAAGAUAGAAGCCAACUGGGAGCUUUUCUACUACAGAUUCCAGCUCGACCACGCGCGGUCAAACCUCAUCUGGAACCUGAGGACCAGGGAGGAGCUGCGGGACGCCCUGGAGGGGGAGAUGCGCUCCUUUAGUGUUGACCGGGAACUUGGCAGUGCCAACGUCAUCUCGUGGAAUCACCAGGAGUUUGAGGUGAGAUACGAGUGCCUUUCAGAUGAGAUAAAGAUUGGGGAUUAUUACCUGCGUCUGCUGCUUGAGGAGGAUGAAAAUGAAGAAUCGAGUGCCAUCAAAAGAUCAUAUGAGUUCUUCAAUGAGCUCUAUCACCGUUUUCUACUCACACCCAAAGUCACAAUGAAGUGCCUGUGCCUGCAGGCACUUGCUAUAGUCUAUGGGAAGUGUUGUGAGGAGAUUGGCCCCUUCACUGACACAAAGUACAUUGUGGGCAUGCUGGACCGGUGUACAGACAAACUGGAAAGAGAUAGACUCAUCCUCUUCCUCAACAAACUCAUUCUUAACAAGAAAAAUGUGAAGGAAGUGAUGGACUCUAAUGGAGUCCGCAUUUUGGUGGACCUGCUGACCCUGGCACAUCUACAUACCAGCAGAGCUACUGUACCGCUACAGAGCAACGUGCUGGAAGCAGCACCAGACAUGAAGAGGGAGAGUGAGAAGGAGUGGUACUUUGGAAAUGCAGACAAGGAAAGGAGAGGACCCUUCAGUUUCGAGGAGAUGCAAGAGUUUUGGAAUACUGGUAUCCUGACAGCAAAAACGCGGUGCUGGGCUCAAGGCAUGGACGGCUGGCGCCCCCUGCAGGCCAUCCCUCAGCUGAAGUGGUGUCUUCUGGCCACUGGGCAAGCAGUGAUGAACGAGACGGACCUGGCUACACUCAUCCUCAACAUGCUCAUCACCAUGUGCUCCUACUAUCCCAGCAGAGACCAGGACAACGCCAUAAUUCGUCCUUUACCUAAGAUCAAGAGGCUGAUCAGUGACAACACCUGCCUCCCUCACAUUGUGCAGCUGCUUUUGACCUUUGACCCCAUCCUGGUGGAGAAGGUGGCCAACGUUCUGUACCUGGUGAUGCAGGACAACCCCAACCUGCAGCGCCUCUACCUAACUGGCAUCUUCUUCUUCAUCAUGAUGUAUACUGGCUCCAACGUGCUGCCUGUUGCCAGGUUUUUGAAGUACACUCACCUCAAGCAAGCCUUCAAAUCAGAAGAGGCCAAAGGUCAAGACAUAGUGCAGCGUAGCGUUCUUGGACCGGUGCUGCCUGAAGCCAUGGUGUGUUAUCUGGAGAACUACGAGGCUGAACGCUUCUCUGAGAUUUUCCUGGGAGAGUUUGACACACCUGAGGCCAUUUGGAGUAGCGAAAUGCGGCGCAUGAUGAUUGAGAAGAUAGCUGCACAUCUAGCUGACUUCAGCCCCAGGCUACAGAGCAACACACGGGCCCUCUACCAGUACUGUCCCAUCCCUGUGGUCAGCUUCCCACAACUGGACAACGAGCUCUUCUGCAACAUCUACUACCUCAGACACCUGUGUGAUACUACCCGCUUCCCUAACUGGCCCAUUCGAGAGCCUGUAAAGCUGCUAAAAGACACCCUGGAGGCCUGGAAGAGGGAAGUGGAAAAGAAGCCUCCCACUAUGUCUGUAGAUGAUGCCUAUGAGGUCCUUAACCUCCCCAAAGGACAGGGACAGCAUGAAGAGAGCAAAAUCAGGAAAGCCUACUUCAGACUGGCACAGAAGUACCAUCCUGACAAGAACCCAGAGGGCAGGGACAUGUUUGAGAAAGUCAACAAAGCCUACGAGUUCCUCUGCACAAAGUCAGCUCGAAUACUUGAUGGCCCAGACCCUGAAAACAUCAUCCUCAUCCUCAAAGCCCAGAGCAUCCUUUUCAACCGGCAUAAAGAAGAACUGGAACCUUACAAAUACGCUGGUUACCCGAUGCUCAUCAAGACCAUCACCAUGGAGACGGAUGAUGAACAGCUCUUCUCCAAGACCUCCCCUCUCCUCCCAGCUGCCGCAGAGCUGGCCUUCCACACAGUCAACUGCUCUGCUCUCAAUGCAGAGGAGCUGCGCCGUGAGAAUGGCAUUGAGGUGUUGUUGGAGGCCCUCUCUCGGUGUGUUGCUGUAUUAACUGCUUCCAGUAAGGCUGAGGACAUGGCUGUCCAGGUGUGCGGGCACAUCUGUAAGUGCUACAGCGUUGCAGCUCAGUUUGAGGAAUGCAGGGAAAAGAUCAUCGAACUGCCUAAUAUCAUCAGGGACCUCUGUCACAUCCUUUACUAUGGAAAGGGUCUCCCAAAGACAGCUGCCCUGGCGGUGCAGUGUGUCAGCUCCUUUGCAGUGGACUUCUUCCUACAGACGCACCUGUACCAUGCUGGGGUGCUUUGGCACCUGCUGGUCCACCUUUUCAACUACGACUACACUCUGGAGGAGAGCGGCGUGCAGGCUAACCAGGACACCAACCAGCAGGAGGUUGCUAACAGCCUGGCUAAGCUUAGCCUGGUAGCCCUCAGCCGUCUUGGGGGCUACACCCAGACACCUCACACCCCGGACGGGGGCAAUCCUGUACCGGAGACUAACGGAGUGGAAGCAGCACCUCCAGAGAACCCUACCAUCCGCAAGAGUCUGGCAGCCAUGCUGACGCCGUACAUCGCUAGGAAGCUGGGAACAGGAUCUCCUGCUGAGGUUUUGAAGCUGCUGAAUAGUAACUCAGAAAAUCCCUAUCUGAUCUGGAACAAUGGAACACGAGCCGAGCUGCUGGAGUUCCUGGAGGGACAGCAGGAGGGCAACAUCAAGAGGGGAGAGAAUGACAAAAACUUUGGUGCAGAGUUUGUGUUCAGUGAUCACAGUAAAGAGCUGAUAGUGGGAGAGAUUUUUGUCCGGGUCUACAAUGAGCAGCCCACGUUUCCACUUGAGUUUCCCAAGGCAUUUGCAGCCAGUCUCCUGGACUAUGUUGGCUCACAGGCCCAGUACCUCCACACUCUGCUGGCCAUGAGCCAGAGUAACAAGGUGGAGUCCCAGCAGCAUGCCGAGAGGCUCCGCUUUGCCGAGAUGGCCCUGGAGGCUCUCCGCAACGUCAUCAAGAACAACCCUGGUUCCGAGUCAGAGUGCAUCGGCCACUUCAAGCUGCUUUUCUCCUUGUUGCGGGUUCAUGGAGCUGGCAGAGUGCAGCAGCUGGCUUUGGAGGUUGUGAAUACAGUGACAUCCAACCAAGAGUGUGUGGGCAACAUAGCUGAGUCUUUGGUUUUGUCCAACCUUCUGGUGCUGCUGCAUUCGCUCCCUUCCAGCAGGCAACUUGUCCUGGAAACCCUGUAUGCUUUGACGUCCAACACAAAGAUAGUCAAAGAGGCUAUGGCCAAAGGUGCUCUGAUCUACUUGCUAGACCUCUUCUGCAACUCCACACACCCCCAGGUCCGCUCACAAACCGCAGAGCUCUUCUCAAAGAUGACCUCAGACAAGCUGGUUGGGCCAAAGGUGCGGCUGACACUGAUUCGAUUCCUCCCGGCUGUGUUUAUGGACGCCAUGAGAGACAAUGCUGAGGCAGCGGUGCACAUAUUUGAGGGAACACAUGAAAACCCUGAGCUCAUCUGGAAUGACAGCUCCAGGGAGACGGUCUCCACCACUGUCCGAGAGAUGAUGCUUGAACACUUUAAACAGCAGAAGGAUAAUCCGGAUGUGAACUGGAGAUUGCCAGAGGAUUUCACUGUGGCGUAUGGAGCAGGACAAGGCGAGCUAGAAGUGGGUGGAGUCUUCCUGCGUAUCUUUAUUGCUCAACCUGGCUGGGUGCUACGCAAGCCACGAGAGUUCCUGGUGUCUCUCCUGGAGACGCUCACGGAGCUGCUAGAGAAAAACAACCCCAAUGGUGAGGCUCUGGAGACGGUCACCACAGCAGCGGUGUGUCUGUUCAGCUCGCAGAGCCAGCUGGCUGACCAGGUUCCUCCUCUGGGUCACCUGCCCCGGAUCCUCGCAGCACUCAACCACAAGAACAACGCCAUUCCCAAGAGCUCCAUCCGCCUCAUCCAUGUGCUCUCUGACAAUGAGCUGUGUGUACGCUCCAUGGCCUCUCUGGAGACGAUCGGUCCUCUCAUGAGUGGAAUGAAGGUCAGGGCAGACAUGGCUGGAUUGGCUUGUGAAGCUCUCAACCGCAUGUUCCAGAAAGAGCAGACGGACCUAGUGGCCCAGGCUCUAAGAGUGGAGCUGGUUCCAUACCUCUUGAAGCUGCUGGAAGGAACAGGCUUGGAGACAUUAGACAAUCCUUCAGCCACCAAGGCCCAGAUAGUAAAGGCUCUCAAAUCCAUGACACGCAGUCUGCAGUAUGGAGAACAGGUGAAUGAGAUUCUAGCCAGGUCCACAGUGUGGAGUGCCUUUAAAGACCAGAAACAUGACCUUUUCAUCUCAGAGUCUCAGACUGCAGGCUACCUGACAGGGGUAUCCACUCCCUCUCUCCUGGCCGCCAGUAGCCCACUGCGAGGUGGGCUCUAGACACCCGAGCUGGGCCCUCGAAGCCCUCCUCUCUCUUGCUCUGAUGCAGGUCCAGGAGUAGCAGGCUACCUUACAGCAGGAACUGGCACCACGGUAAUGGCCAGCGUCCCACCCCCUGUGGACAACGACAUUGGAGACCUGGGCUGACGGACACACGAGGUCACGCUCAGGCACCCAGACUGCCCUGCAGCUUCACAGCCGCAGCUCAGAGAGACUGUUCAGCUCCCAGACGAGGGGAUGGAGAGAGGGAGACGAAGGAGAGCGGGCCAUCCUUGACUGUCACCAAAAUGUCCGCGACACCUCCUCCAGUUAUCACUCUCCUCCCCCCUUCAGACAGCACUCAAGUCUUCAUAAACACUUUCUAAUUGUUUUAAAAGAUGACCACAUUUCUUUUUGUUUUUGCGCUUCUUUUCUUGUUUCUUCCAAUGACACAAAAAAUUGUUUACUUUUUGUAUGAAUAUAUUUUUUACUCGAUUGUUUUUUUUUUUUUUUUUUUUUGUGGGAUAAAGACAUUGGAAGACUGGAGGUUAUUUUAUAUAAAUUAAACCAGUCUCCUUCAUUCUUAUCUUCUGCCUCUCCGCCACAUCAUGAUUGGCUGUGCUUAACAUUAACUCCAGUCUAACUGAGGCUCCUACCCCCUGGUUUGAGAUCACUGGCCUCAAGCAGAAUAUUUGACUCCUGUGUAGAACCUAUCCUCAUAGAUUAACAUUUCCUUUACUAGUUAAUAAUGUUGGAUUGUUUUGUGAAAAGGCAAAAAAAAAAAAAAAACAGUUAAAACAGCAACUCAGAACAUAGUGGAGGAUUAUUUGUCUUCAUCACUUGAAGUCCUAGACUGAGGCUGACCUCUUGUCUGGUCUGGUCUGUCUGGUCUAGUCUGGUCCUAAUGAAGCUGACACAGAUCUGUUCCCCCCCGUGCCCGGUCUCUGUUCCACACUCUAAUGAUCUCGAUUCAUUCUUCAUUCUGCUCUCUAUUUGAAGGCUGCCCUCUCUGCCUCAACAUUUUUUUUCUAUGUAAUUUUCCUUCCCCCCCAGAAUGCAAAAAGCACUAGAAUAUUUAUAGGUGAAUUAUAACCUUUUGCCACCGGAAAUUAGCUUCUGCUAAGAUAUGAGGAAUGAUACUGACUCUGAUUAUGAAUCUAUGUGAAAGACUAGUGCAAUUGUGAAAUGUUCAAUGUAAUAUUACGUAUAUAAACUUUCUAUAUUGAAUGUACAUUAAAAAAUAAAUAAAUCAGUCACACUUGUACAUAAAAUUUUAAGAAUAAAAGGGAACCCACAGUGUU